Molecule: messenger RNA, 6790 nt
Organism: Mus musculus (house mouse)
Lineage: Eukaryota; Metazoa; Chordata; Mammalia; Rodentia; Muridae
Gene: Pnma2
Product: paraneoplastic antigen MA2
Exons: 3
Coding region: 2856-3953 (365 amino acids)
Cellular component (GO): nucleolus
Source: RefSeq, a predicted model, not a curated record
GAAUUCUCACACUCGGACAAUGUAAAGGAGUAUGGAUGUUCCUAAAAAUAGCUAGCCUAGGGUUACCACAGAGCAAAGAAGUCCCACUCCUGGGUAGAAUCCUCAAAAAAUGGAGAAUAUGAUUCUACUUUGAGAAGAAUGUGACUCACCAAUUUAUUCAGAAUGGCCAAAAGGCAAAAAUGUCCCCAAUGCCCAUUAAGGGACAGAUGAUGGAAAAACAUGCAAAAAGAGGCAUAUUAUUCAGCCAAUAAAAGGAAUAAAGUCCUCUGCAUACUACACGAACCUUAACAAUAGUGAACUCAUUAAGAGAAGGAAGAAACCAAUGGCCACACACUGACUCUGUGAACACAAAAUGCUCAGAAUAGGCAAAUCCACAGAGACAUAAGAACAGAUCCAUGGUGGGCAGAGGGUCUAAUAGAAGAGUCUACUUACUAGGCACAAGGUUUUGUUUGAGGGUGAUAAAAGCAUUUGGGAUUGGGCAGUUUGGGUAGCAUCCACUGAAUAGUACAAAUGCAACUUUUAUGCUAUAAAAAGCAGCUAGGGACAGCAGAGAUUUCUUUCAGAUACUUUAGUGGAUAAGAAGCCUUGGAGGUAUAGGCCCUCUCAAUGGCAGCUCAAGGUCAUGACUGUGGGCCACACAGCUCUGAGGCUGCAGAGCCAGGACAGCAGUGGGCCCUUUGUGAAGUCUUCUCACUAGUAGGCAGGUCUCUGGGAAUCCAAACCCACAGAUGUCGUGUGUAUUUGUUCAAAAAUCAAACCCAGAAGCACCUUCAAGGCAUGGUUCUCUCUCCCCAAGGCCAGGCUUUGGCUCUUCAAGGCCAGGACUUCUCCCCUCAAGGGCACACUAUGGCCCUUCAAAGUCAGGUUCUCUCCCUCAACUGCAGGGCAUUGACCCCUUCAGUGAACCACCUGGGUGUGGCUUUCAGCCUAUGCCACCAAACUUCUCAUUGGCAAAAAACUCAAGUGUCUGGUAACCCCUGCCCGCCCCUUCCUGCCCCUGUCACUACUUUUGCAACAAUUCCCUCUGCGCUCACAUACCAAUCAUGACUGCUGAGGAUUACAUGUUUGUGUCCCCUGACCAUCCAUCCACACGUUAAACCCUGAUCCCCAAGAUUGCAUCACAAUAUGAGAAUUCUGGAAGACAUUAGAUCAUAAAGGUGGAACUGCCCAGUGAGUUUAACAUCCUUAGACAGAGAGCUUGUUCCACCACCUGAGGAAUAUGGAGCAGUUCUCCCCUGGUGGGAGAUCAGCAAGCAUCUUAAUCUUGGACUUCAAGAGCGCACAGCUGUGAGAAUAAAUGCCAGGUGUUCUAGAAGCCUAGUCUCUAGUAAUCUGUCCCAGCGGUCCCAGCUGCCUUAGACUAUGAUUGACAGCAACUAGAAAGGGCAGACUGUCAUCACAGCACUCUAAUCUUAGAAAGGGGUGUCAUUCAUGCUCUUCCGAUUUGGCCUGUGUCCCAGUGGUAGUUGAAGAUAUUUCUUGUGUUUAAAAAUAAAUGGACAGAAUAUCAUCCGUUAUGGGCACAUUCAUUAAGACAAAUCAAUAGUCCAUUUGAUAAAUGACAUUGAAGAGUGACUAGUGAAAGGAAUGUAGUCACUCAGACUAUUCAUGCAAUAACUAUUAUUUUUGAGAUGGAUACGAAAUGAAGAAUACCAACAGUAGCUCAGAGCUGAGCAUGAUGGCAUACUUUUUUAUCCCCAGCACUUAGGAUGCUGGGAAGGAAGGAUCCAGGAGUCCAAGGGUAGUCUAGUCUACCUAGUCCAGGUUAACUAGGGCUACAUAAUAAGACCCUGUCUCAAGGAGCUGGAGAUGGGAGCAACUCAAUACAUCUUAGUGAUUAAGACGUUCUCAGUUGUCUCGUUCUGGGUUCAAACCCCACCCUUUGCACUUCAUUGGGAAGUUGCUUUUAAUUUCAGACACUACCAUUGCAAAAUAAGGGUCACAGCAGCACAUGCUUCAUAAAGCCAAUGUAGGAUUAGUAAAACAGAACACACAAAGCAUUGCCCUAAGACCUGCAACCAUAAAGCUACGAUGUUCAGUGGGAUGUAAGGACUCUGCCAGGAGAACACAAUCACACCUUGGAGUUCCCGAUGCACCACUGUUCACGGACCUGAGCUGCAGAAUGUGUUGGGAGAAACACGAGGCAGGUUAGGACAGCUCCACUCCAAGCCCUGUCCAUGCACUUCCCAGAUUAGCAAGGCCUCCGAGGUCACGUGAGUGAACAGCAGUGAACCUCCCCUUCCUGAUUUUCAACAACGUGAGGACACAUCUGUCAAAGGCAAGGUCUGAACGUGGUGUGGAUGCACCAGCUGCCAUGGAGACUCGAGAGCGGAAAGUCACAGUCAGGACAUGAUUUGGCAGCUUGACUCGACUGAAAUUGAGACACAUACAUCCUAUUGUAUAGAGAUGUGUGACAUCUUCCUGAUCUGGAAGCUGAGUACUUGGCUCCUUGGUUCUUGAAAAACAUUCUGGAACACAUGAACAGGAGUCCUUGCCAUCUCACUGUGUGACUCCCCAGAGUUGGGUGCUAGAGUGGAAGCCACCUCCCCCAUUGACUAGAGAGAGGCGAAGUGACAGAAACCAGGAGAUGGUGGGAAAAGCGAUUGUUCCAGGUGCCUCCCGAUGACAAGAGUCAGCACCACGCAGUUACAACAACCAGCCCUCGGAAGCAGCAGCGACCCCACUGCAGAGCAACAGCCCACCCUACGUACGCUGCAGGACCCGUCAGCCUUGCUGUGGGUCUGAAGACAGACAGGGAGUGUCUGGUUCUUGUGACUGGGUAAAGGGACAGAGCAUUUGGCCCAAGAGGCUUUGAGACCUCUUGGAGACCAAGUCCAGAAGCAUAUCCUGGGACAAUGGCGGUGGCCCUGCUGGAGGAGUGGUGUAAGAUCAUGGGUGUAGACGUCCAGAAGUCACUGCUGGUGGUUGACAUUCCGGUGGACUGUGGUGAACCUGAGAUCCAGACAGUCCUCCAGGAGGCUCUGAAGUGUGUCGGCAGCUACCGGCUACUAGGCAAGAUAUUCCAGAAGCAGGACAACACCAGUGUUGUCUUAGUGGAACUUAUGGAGGACACAGAUAUGUCUGUGGUCCCCAGUGAGGUACAGGGCAAGGGAGGUGUCUGGAAAGUGAUCUUCAAGACCCCUAAUCAGGACACUGAGUUUCUCCAAAGACUGAACCUCUUUCUAGAAAAAGAAGGGCAGACGGUCGCAGGGAUGUUCCGAGCCCUUAAGCAUGAGGGAGUGUCUCCAGCCACCCCACCCUGCACGUCCCCUGAGUUAUUGGCCCAUUUGACGGGGCAGGCAAUGGUUCACGGCCAGAGGCCUCUGUUGCCUGUGAAGUACUGUAAGAUGAGAAUAUUCUCUGGGAGCACAGCAGCUGCCCCAGAGGAGGAGCCCUUUGAGGUCUGGUUGGAACAGGCCACUGAGAUAGCCAAGGAAUGGCCCAUCCCUGAAGCAGAAAAGAAAAGGUGGGUGGCAGAGAGCCUCCGUGGCCCUGCCCUGGACCUCAUGCACAUAGUACAGGCAGACAACCCUUCCAUCAGUGUGGGGGAAUGUCUGGAGGCCUUUAAGCAGGUGUUUGGGAGCACGGAGAGCCGUAGAACCUCACAGGUAAAAUACCUAAGAACCUAUCAGCAAGAAGGGGAGAAAAUCUCAGCCUACGUGCUCCGGCUGGAAACUCUGCUCCGGAGAGCUGUGGAAAAAAGGGCCAUCCCCCGGAACAUUGCUGACCAGGUACGCCUGGAGCAGGUCAUGGCUGGUGCCAACCUCGGCAACGUUCUGUGGUGCAGGCUACAGGAGCUGAAAGAUCAGGGCCCACUCCCCACCUUUUUGCAGCUGAUGAAGGUGAUACGUGAGGAAGAAGAAGAAGAAGACGCCUACUUUGAACAAGAGAGCAGGGAGGAGCCGGGGGAAAGGGAGGGCUCUGGCUGCUGGAACAAUUCAAGAAACAACUGAGAGAUAUCCCCACUCCGUCCCUGAUCUGGUGGGCGAUGCUUGACAAGAGACGAUGCUUGACAAGGCUAACCCCAUUACAGUGGAUUCUUCUUAAGUGCAGGACUGAAGCUAAACAUUAGGACUGAAGGUUUUUGUCUUUUCUUUCUUUUCUUUUGUUUUGAUAGGGUCUCACCUUAUAGCCCAAGUUGGCCUUGAACUGACAUUCUUCCUGCCUCAACCUCCCAAAUUGAGAGUUCUGGGAUUAGAGGAACAUCCCACCACUAGUUCCCCAUCUCGGUUUUUCUUUCUGAGAAAAAAAAAAAAUACAAGACUAAGUUCCAAUACCUAAAACUUCUGAACUUUAGUUUCCUUUAAGUACACCAGGGUUGGCCAGACAGCUCGGUUGAUCAAGUUACUUACCAUUCUCUUCAGAGGGAGCAAUAAUGUGAACAGGAGAUAGGAAUUGGCCAGGCAGGGGCUGGAGGGAUGCUCAGCCAUUAAGCACAUUUGCUAUUCUUUUGGAGGAGUUCAGAUCGCAGCACCCAUGUAGUGGUUCACAAUUCUCUAUAACGGGGAUCCAACACCUUCUUCUGGUCUCUUUGGGUACUUUGCAUAUGUGGUACACAUGCAUACAUGCAGACCAUACACAUAAAAUAAAAACAAAUAAAUCUUUAAGAAGAAAAGAACCUGGCUAGGCAGUUUCCAGGCAUUCCAAAAGUGUCCCUGGUCUUCUGGUGCAUGAACCUCACAAGGAGCUCUGAUUUCCCAUUGUCCCCUUCCUGAAGGUUACACUUGAGGGUGGGACCUUCAGUCAGACACUAAUCCAUUUGUGGAUAGUGUUAGAAUUAGGUCCAUAGAUUUUUCAUGAUAAAAUGGCUUAUAUCUGUUCCCCAGUUUUAGCCUAAUCUCCUAUAUGAUUUUAGGGGUAGCUCAUCAGAGGGGGAAAUUUACAGUAGCCUUGAUCAGGACUUUUCUGAGUCUCAUUAAGAGAAAACCAUUGCCUUCUGGUCAGAAAAAUGGAAUCUACCUCUUGCCUAGGCCGAGACCUACCAUUGCAAGCUAACCAAAACAUAAGCGUUAAUCAAGUCGGGCAGGUCCAUCACCAGGCUAAUGGACUGCCCAUUAGGAAGGCAGAUUCACCUAACUCUAUGCUAAUGAGAUGGAAGGAAUAAUUAUCCCUUUAAUGAAGUAAUGUCCUUUUCCUUCCCAGAGUCCCUGCUAUCUGUACAGUCACUACAGAACUACCAUGAAAAGUAAUUUUCACUUUUUCUUUUUCUUUUUGCUGGCCCAGGCCUAAGCGCACAUUCUUUAGUACUUUGAGCUGUUUCACUCUCUCCAUGUGGCUGCAUGCUAACCCUCUACCCACUCAAAAGAAAGCGUGGCUUUCUCUCUUCUUUUUCUCUAUAUCCCUCUUCCAGGUAUGUUUGAUCCCCAUAAGCCAUAGGGUAGAAGGAGAGAACCAAUUCCUGCAAGCUGUCAUUUUACACACACACACAUGUACAAAUAAUGUAAUUUUUAAAACCACAACAAGUAGACCAAUGUUUACUCAUACCUUUGAAAAAUGGACUGACCUUAUUUAAAAAAAAAAUUAUACAAAACACAUAUAUCCUACUUAAUGUGUGCAACAACCUACUCUUUAUAGGGUGUGUGUGUGUGUGCGCUUGCAUGCAUGUAUGUGUGUGUGGAGGAGGGGUGGGGCUUGUGGUACACUUCAUAAAGGGAAAGAUGCAAAGGUCAACUAAGUUAAAUGGCCUCAGCACCAAAAUGCUCAGAAGUGAAACCAGAGCAGAGGCCCAGAACAAGACUUUAGGGAUCCACCCUCUGUGCGUCGCUCAAAUGUGUUUUCUUAGUUCUGUAGAGGACUGAUUUUAAGCACUAGUGUUUUAAACUCCUUACAUCUCAGACACCCAGCAGGUAGUAUCAAGUGUGCUAAUGACCAAGUCUCAGUAUCUCCGUGUUCACCAAGCUUGCUUUUGUUUCCAAACUGACCCAGGACUGCAGAACAAAGCUCCCUGCUGGCAAUGGUGAGCCUAUUCCAAAAGCCCUGUAAUUGUGCACAGACUUGAAAAGCCAUAGCGCCUUGUGAGUAUGUGUGCCAGGUCAAGAGUACUAGGGCACCAUAAACAAACACUGCUUAGUUGCCUGCCAGGCAGAGCUCGGGCACAGUUAGUGUGCAGCCUGUGGUAGAUCCCUGUGUGGUUAGCAAGCUGCUUGGUUUCUCUGAACAUCCGUUUCCUUAUCUAAAAAUGGGCUGCCAUUAGGAUCAAGUGGCACAAUGCUUUUUAAGGGCUUGGAGUAACGUUUGGAACUUAGAAGCCCCUCCAUAUACUGAGGAUCUUUGUAUUUUUGUGAUAGUUGUCAGCUCAAUGCAUGUUCUCUUGAUUGUUUCCAUUGUAUGGAAACAAGUCACAAAGUAACAGACUUACAUUCCAGUCGGGAUGCUCCUGCAGUGAGGAAGAACUUUGGCUUGGAAGUAAGUGUGCACUAGCUGGCCGUCCACAUUUGUGGUAAGUAUUCCAGAAGUAGUUGGUGACUGUUAAUCGACUUGACUUUGGAAUGAUGACCUGUUCUUCCGGGUUGUGGGUUAGUUUAACUGAAGAAUAAGAAGUUCUAAGAAAGGUGGUUUGUUUGUUUAUUUAAGUCAUCAUCUGUGAUGGUUUAUCUUUCGGAAAUAUAUUUCUCAACACUGUCCAGCCACAGUGAUGUCAGUGAUGGGAUUGUCCUUGACCACUCUAGCCUGACUCCACGUGGCAUUAUGUUCCUGGGAAUAGCUUUGCCGUUGUACUUACCAACAGAAUACAGAGUUAAAUGUUACCACUGCGAAGUUACCAAAUAAAUCUGAGCUAGUGAAAUCGUGA